AUGCGUUUCGCUCAGCGACUCCUCACUCUGCCGUGCCUCGCGACCGCUGCCGCCGUCUUAAAUCUCCAAGCGCCGCUUCAGCCCUCAGCUCCCGCCACUCUCUCGCCUAAUAUCUCAACAGCGCUGUUUGCCGAGCUCGAGGAGCUCGCGCGCAUCGUCGACAUCUCAUACUGCGUCGGCGUCACUGGCCUGGGCAUUGCGAAGCCGUUCACCUGCGCCAGUCGCUGCAAUGAAUUCCCCGACUUCGAGUUGGUGAAAGCCUGGAACACUGGUCCUCUCCUUUCCGAUUCUUGUGGCUACAUCGCUUUGUCGCAUCCUCCCUCGGUCCCGCGCAUCAUCCUAGCGUUUCGCGGGACGUAUUCCCUUGCCAACACCAUUGUGGACUUGUCGACUGUUCCGCAGGAGUAUAUCCCGUACCCUGGAGAGGAUGAUGGAGGCGAUGAUGAUGACGCGCCGGACGCGAAGCCUCCCAAGUGUGCAAACUGCACCGUCCAUACUGGAUUUUACCAGUCCUGGAUCAACACGCGAGAAGUCGUUCUACCACACGUUGUCGAAGCAAUGGAAAAGCACCCGGACUACAAGCUGACCCUGGUCGGGCAUUCGUUGGGCGGUGCGGUGGCUGCGCUGGCCGCGCUAGAUUUCAAGGCUCGUGGCUGGGACCCGCAUGUGACCACAUUUGGAGAACCACGUGUCGGCAACGAAGGCCUGGUGCACUACAUCGACAGCCGGUUCAACGUGGGAGAGAACAUGACGACUGUUGGGAAAGACACGGACAUCCGGUUCAGGCGGGUCACGCACGUGUCGGAUCCCGUGCCGCUGCUGCCCCUGGAAGAAUGGGGAUACCACAUGCAUGGCGGGGAGAUCUACAUCGACAAGGCUGACCUGCCGCCGAGUGUUGCCGAUAUCCGCGUCUGCUCAGCUGACGAAGAUCUGGACUGCAUCGCCGGCGGCGAUCACGGCGCGUGGAUCCCUGCGCGGUUCAAGCUCUGGCAGCUCUUCUGGGCCCAUCGUGACUAUUUCUGGAGGCUGGGGCUCUGCGUCCCUGGUGGCGAUCCCUGGGAUUGGAAGGGCAGGUACCCACCCAGUGGAAAAAAAUCUCCCAAGUCGGAAUGA
Messenger RNA from Lasiodiplodia theobromae, 1113 nucleotides. Its product is annotated as Lipase class 3. Gene Ontology annotation, biological process: lipid metabolic process. The record is from RefSeq and is a predicted model, not a curated record. The transcript has 2 exons. Bases 1 to 1113 code for a protein of 370 amino acids. Lineage: Eukaryota; Fungi; Ascomycota; Dothideomycetes; Botryosphaeriales; Botryosphaeriaceae.